GUGCACAGGCAGCAGCUGGUGGACAAGGAGGUGAAAAUGAGGAGCAAGAACUUCUCCCAGGCCCGUCCUAUGACUCGUUACCUGCCCAUCCGCAAGGAGGAGUUUGACCUGCGCUCCCACAUCGAGUCAUCCGGCCACAACGUGGAGACCUCUUACCACGUUAUCCUCACAGGCAAGAUGUGUAAGGGUUACCUGGUCAAGAUGGGCGGAAAAAUCAAGUCGUGGAAGAAACGCUGGUUUGUCUUCGACCGCCUCAAAAGGACCUUCUCCUAUUACGUUGUGGAGAAUAAACCUAAUUGA
Messenger RNA from Oncorhynchus keta (chum salmon), 300 nucleotides. Its product is annotated as pleckstrin homology-like domain family B member 1. The record is from RefSeq and is a predicted model, not a curated record. Gene Ontology annotation, biological process: regulation of microtubule cytoskeleton organization. NCBI's taxonomy places the organism in Eukaryota, Metazoa, Chordata, Actinopteri, Salmoniformes, Salmonidae. The coding region runs from base 37 to 300 and encodes 87 amino acids. Gene Ontology annotation, cellular component: basal cortex. The transcript has 3 exons.